UUCAGUUCCAAACAGAGUGAGCUAAGUUUGUCCGCGCAGGCUUCCCAUAAAAUGUCUGGUGUGACGGCUUUGUUUUAUUGAUGAACUACAAAGAUAGUUGGGUCCGAUGUGAAUAGAGAGGGCAGAAAUACGCUUUACACCGGAGAAAGUUUCGGGUAACAGAUAGUGUCGACGCUAUUUAAAAGUUAGUAGCCUACUUGUUGAAUUCGGUUUUGUUUGUGCUAAGACUACACACGGGGUUUAGGAGCGUGUGCCUCGGAUGCAGUGGCCAGCCCUGAGGGCAAAUGAGGCUGUGACUGGCCUCCUGCAGCCAUGACGGAGCUGGAGAUUGAUAAGUCCCAUCUGCCGGGGGUCCAGGAUGUGUGCCAUGUGUUUGCUGUCCUGGAGGAUGGAGCAUUGGCACACAACCUCCAGGAGCAGGAAAUUGAGCAAUACUAUACCACCAACAUCCAGAAGAACCAGCUGGUACAGAAUGACAUCCGCAUUGCCAAGAGGCUACAGGAUGAGGAGGAGGAACAGAGCGCUCAACACAGAGCCAUUCUGAGCCAGGCGUCUAGACGACUUGAGGAGCAGGAUUCUGAGUACGCCCGAAUGAUCCAGGAGGAGCUCCAGAGACGUGCAGACGAGGAGGCUCGGAGAAGGGAGCGUGAGGACCAGGAAAUAGCUAAACGCAUCCAGGAAGAGGAGAAGGAGAGGGUGAGACUGAGGAGCAGUGUUCAGGAGAGCAUCAGUGCUGACAGUGCCAGCAUCCCUUCCUCGCCCACGCCAUGCCCACGCCAGCCUGUUCUCAGCCCCCGCCUCAGAGAAGGGCUGCAACAUCUGCCUGCUACCAGCAGGUGGCAAUAUUUCACCUCUAACACACAUUCACAGUCAGACUCUACUGCUGAACCUCUGUCAGGGACCCACAGGACAGCGGGCCAGAAUAACAGAAGUCUGUCAUCACAAAAUAGACAUUCUGCUCCGCCUAGACUGAGAAAUGACCUCCUGUGUCCUCCAUCUGACGCUUUGAGCGAUGAAGACACAGACACGGUUUUCCUUGAACACCCCCCCCUGUGCUGGCCUUCCAGACCGGCGGAAGGGUUCAGCAUGGCCCCCAGUGCACGGCUUAGCAUGGCACCGGCGCACCAGCCACAGGGUAGGAGCUACAGGAGCCUCAGCAGUCACAUAAGCUUCAGAGAGGAGCACCACCGGCUUGGGGUGGGGAUCAGAGGGGAGAAGGACGAAAGGCACUGGAGUCGGCAGGACAGCGGUCGGGGCGUUCAGGAGAACAGGAAUGAGAUCUGGGCCAGGAAUGCCAGGGUGGAGACGGAGGAUGUCCGGGGAAGUGACCGGGGCCUCAGGUCAGAGCAGGGCAGAGAACGGCGAUACAGCAGCGGAACUGGUGACUCAGCCACAGGGCUGCAGGAAAGGGACCAGGUCAGGAGGAGCUGGACCUACAGAGAGCCCAGUGACACCAAACAAGUCCGCUUCCAGGACGACACCGGCAGGCGCUGUCAUAGUUACCAUGGCGACCGCAGGCAGGCUGUGAAUGUGUGGCAGCUGAUUGCCCGGGACUUGAAAGGGAGGGGCAUGUCUGUGAGGCAGAUCUUCUAUGGGGGUUUGUUGUCACAGGGGUGGAAAGGCGAGCUUAAAGACGGCCAGCCGCGUAGCCCGGGGGGGGACGCCAUCGACCACAGAGACGCUCAACAUCAGAGGGCUUUUCAGAGGGCUGUCUCUACCAGGCGCAGUUACCAUGGAGAUGUCGGGGAAAGGAGGAGGGCCUCUCUGAGCCAAGCGUACAGUGGCGGCGGCUACAGGGGAGAGGGACAACAAAUCCAGGAGAACCUGUCCAUAGAGGAGGCUGCUGAGAAUGGGCAGGAUGUUGACCACAGGAGGGGGAGAGGUAGGGGUGAGCCUGGGUACAGCCUCCGCUCCGUUGGGCUCCGGGAAAGGGAGGGAAGCAGGAGCGACCGGUACCAUGCUAGUCAGAGCAGGGUGACGAGGAGCGCGAGUGAACGCAGGCGUGGGCGUAAGCAGCAGCAGGAGGAGCAGAGGAGCUCCGAGGAGGAGGAUAGGGAGGGGAGGGAGGAGAGAUCCCCGCCCCCACGGAGAGUCCCCCAGCGGAGCCAGAGCUUCUGUAGCAGAGAGCCCUCCAUCAGGGCCAGAUCCAGGCACACCCCCAGAGCAGAAGCCGCUCCCCAACCAGAAGAGGGGGCGUGUCUGAACCUGGGAGCGCUCCAGCAGGUUCUGCUGGAUGAGGAGUUAGCCAGGAGGUUGCAGGAGGAGGAGGAGGACAGGUUGCUGAGGAGGGGCUCUCCAGCCUGCCCCUCUCCAUUACAUGACACCUACACAGAGGGAGACUUCAGAGUCGCACAAGUGGCACAGGAUGAGGAAAUAGCCCGCUUCAUGCAGAAACAGGAAAUGAAGUCAAAACGCCGGUCAUGUGACCUUGAUUGUCCAGGGUCAUGGCGGGACAAGGAUUUGGCUGACCCCUACGACAGGAGAACUGCCAGAGAGAGACCGGUAGAGCCUUCUAGUUUACGAGAGAGACUGGACUCUGAAGGCCUUCAGUCACCUACUGAAGAGUGCUUUCCAGACUACCAGGACCUAAGCCCCACCUCUUCAACACCAUCACAGCAGCCCCAUAGAAACAUUGCAGAGGAACUGGACCCAACAUUCAAGGCGAGGAGGCGAGGCAAGGAGAGUGUCGGAGCGGGACCAACUAUCCCUGGUAGCUUAUCCUCCAGUCAGUCUCAUCCAGCCCCCCACUCAGGCUUACAUGAGUCUAUGGAAGAGCCCACAUUUGUCCCACCCACUAAGAGGCAGAGUGAAAAAUCAGGACAUGGCAAAUCCAAAGAGAAAAAGGAGAAUUGCAAACAUCAGUGAUGUCAUAUUUGGAGACACUAGUUCUGGCCGUAUCAGAAAAACCUGCUCUCCAUUCCAUCCCUCACUACUUUCUUUAGUCCCAAGAGGACACUCUCCACAAACCUUUAUAAUCAUUAUUAUUAUUAUUAAUAUUAUUGUUGUUAUUCUUACUUUGUUUUCCAAGCUAGCACUUUAACCAGACAAUUGAUUUGGUUUCUGUUGAAAUAACUCUUGUAAAUAAGAACCAUUUGGUGUUCAUAUAAACCCUGAAAUAUCAAAGGGAAAAAUUAUAACUUAUCUGCCAAUAAUCUCUUAUUUUGUGUGUUUAGAGUAAGUUACUAUAAAUCAGUAUGCUAUACUGAUAGAAUGUUUUCUUAUUUUCUAUUAGUAUGGGCACACAGCCAACCAUAUCUGACAGACUAUACGAUACCUCUGCAAUAUCUUUUUGUUUGCUGUUAUGACAUUUAUAUUCUGCUGUACUUUUCACUUCAGUAAUACAGUGUUUGCCCUGUAUGCUUAAUGUGCAUGGUAGAAUACUGAGUCAUCGGGAUCCUACCCUGGGAUUUCCACACUGUGCUGGUGCCGUCCUACACUAAACUCUACAUCUGAAAGGUUUACAGUAAGGCUUGUUAGUAAACACUGCUUUAUUGUAUAAUAUGAGAUUGUUUUACAAUUCACUUAAUGUUGGCCACUAUUUUAAGAGUUGUCAUUAAAAAUUAUUGGCAGAUUAUUUGAAAAAGACUAAAAUAGAAACUAAAGCAAUGACCUGUAUUGUAAUUCAAAGGAAUCAGUCCAAAUUCCCCCCCCAAUACAAUGCUCAAAACAAUUAAAGGGAACUCUAUGUAUUUAUGUAAGAAUACAGAGUUGAUUCUCUCAAAACAUGACAACCCCAAAUCUCAUGUUCGGAAAGUAUAUGGGCUCCGGAAUGGGAAAAUUUCUAUAUACAUAGUAUUUCUAGAUGAUCUCACCCGUUAUACAGUUUGGUGUUAAAAUUCCAGCUACCGAUAUGCUCAGUUUUCACCAAUGAACAAGCGCUAAUUUCCAGAGAGAACAGGCACAAAACAGGUUGUACAAAGUAACAGCCUACUCCCAAAUGUAUACUGACUUGAUGCUUGUUUCAAAUGCCAGUAAUAAAAAUGUAGUUGUAUUUUCA
Esox lucius (northern pike) is the source of this 3997-nucleotide messenger RNA. RefSeq names its product coiled-coil domain containing 187 (gene ccdc187). Bases 313 to 2865 code for a protein of 850 amino acids. The record is from RefSeq and is a predicted model, not a curated record. Lineage: Eukaryota; Metazoa; Chordata; Actinopteri; Esociformes; Esocidae. The transcript is spliced from 13 exons.